Messenger RNA from Penicillium malachiteum, 1536 nucleotides. Its product is annotated as MATE family efflux transporter. The transcript is spliced from 2 exons. Gene Ontology annotation, cellular component: membrane. Gene Ontology annotation, molecular function: antiporter activity; xenobiotic transmembrane transporter activity. The coding region runs from base 1 to 1536 and encodes 511 amino acids. NCBI's taxonomy places the organism in Eukaryota, Fungi, Ascomycota, Eurotiomycetes, Eurotiales, Aspergillaceae. Gene Ontology annotation, biological process: xenobiotic detoxification by transmembrane export across the plasma membrane. The record is from RefSeq and is a predicted model, not a curated record.
AUGUCGAGCCCCGAACGAAAAGACCAGACCUCUGCUUCUAAUAGCAACUCAAUCAGUCCACCAAACGAGUAUACUUCUCUUCUACCUCAGUCUUUUCCUGAGAAUGAUUCCAAUCCUCAGUCAGACGAUGUCUCAAACAACGAAUUUUCCAAUCCUGUGCUAAAGGAGUCUUGGAUCUUGCUUAAGGGUGCUGUCCCAGUGAUCCUCGCUUAUAUGCUACAAAUGAGCCUGCAAGCCGUCACUGUCAUUAUAGCUGGUCGUGAAUCUGCACUUAACCUGGCUGUCAGCGCCUUUUCUCUGAUGUUUGCAAUGGUUACCGGGUGGAUGAUUGCUCUAGGUGGCACUACUGCGCUGGAUACGUUGGCGUCCUCGUCGUUCACGGGCAGUAAAAACAAACACGACUUGGGAAUAUUACUCCAGCGAGCAUUUUUGGUUCUCGGCCUUCUCUACAUACCAGCUGCUAUUGUCUGGGCCUACUCUUAUCCCAUAUUCCUGGCGCUUGGUCAAGACCCUGAGCUCUCAUAUCAGAGUUCUAGAUUCUUGACAUGUCUCAUUCCAGGAGGGCUAGGGUAUAUCUACUUUGAAAUUAUGAAAAAGUACUUACAAGCGCAAGGAAUCAUGAGAGCAGGAACAUACGUCCUUAUGAUAACCUCACCGCUGAAUGCCCUUCUAUGCUACACUUUCUGUUAUACACUCGACAUUGGAAUCCUCGGAGCUCCACUCGCUGCCAACAUCUCAUACUGGCUCUCAUUCAUCUUACUGGUUCUCUAUGCAAAAUUUGUCGCUGGCUCCGAAUGCUGGGGCGGAUGGUCGCGAGAAGCCUUUAAGAAUUUGAUCCCAUUUACACGUCUAGCCAUUCUAGGCAUCCUUCACAUUGGCACGGAGUGGUGGGCAUUCGAAAUCGUCGCACUUGCUGCCGGUCGCCUAGGCACAGUUUCAUUAGCCUCUCAGAGUGUGAUAAUGACUGCCGAUCAGAUCAUGAACACUAUUCCAUUUGGCCUUGGCGUUUCAACUUCUUCACGAGUGGGAAACCUACUCGGGGCAAGGGAUGCAAAAGGAGCGAUGCGCUCUUCUCAUCUAGCCGCUAUUCUUUCCUGUCUUUUUGGUGGAGUAGUACUAACCAUCUUGAUGGGGACGAGGAAUCAUUUUGCAAAGAUAUUCAACGACGAUCCUCGUGUUAUUGAACUUACCUCUGAAGUCAUACCUUACGUCGCACUAUUUCAGAUUGCAGACGGCAUAAAUGGUAGCUGCGGCGGCGUUUUACGAGGCAUGGGAAGACAGCAUCUGGGUGCAGCGGUGAAUGUUGUGAGCUAUUAUUGUUUCGCUUUGCCUUUGGGAGUUUACCUUGCAUUUCAACGUUGCUGGGGACUCAAGGGUCUUUGGGUCGGUCAGUGUGUCGCUCUUUACUGUGUUGGUAUCUUAGAGUGGGGCAUUGUUGCAUUCACCCGGUGGGAUGAUGAGGUUCGCAAUGCAUUCAAACGCAUGGACCAUGCGAGGACGGUGGAGUUCGAGGGUGAUGCAGAGGUAUCAGUCUGA